This is a messenger RNA of Paramecium tetraurelia, 8949 nucleotides long. RefSeq lists its product as uncharacterized. The record is from RefSeq and is a predicted model, not a curated record. The transcript is spliced from 7 exons. Gene Ontology annotation, biological process: calcium ion transport. NCBI's taxonomy places the organism in Eukaryota, Ciliophora, Oligohymenophorea, Peniculida, Parameciidae.
AUGAAUAUGAGCCUUUCCUUUGUAGCGAUAUAGUCCUGCAAGAAGGGAACGGAGCACAUAAAAAAUGCAUUCCUUAAGAUUGGUUUUAGAACACUGAAACAGAAUACUCUCCAUUAGGGUGAAAUAAAUAGAUCACCCACAUUGAUUUAAGCUACUAGUCAAUACUUGGGGAAUAAAAAUGGACAAGAAGCCUAAACUUAAUAGAGGGAGGACUUCGAGUAGGAGACCAAGAAACAAAAGUAACUGACAUUCCUAUAAACAAAAGUCAGGCAAUCAACUUAGCCUCAAUAAGACAUAAUGAGAUAGCAAGAGAAGGACGAGAUCCUAGACAACGAGAUAUCUGAUAAUUAGUCUGUGUAGAAAGAAAUAAUAAAGUCAAAGAAAAAGUCAUUAGUCCAAAACAAAGGUCCCGAGAAGGAGAUCCAAGGUCAUCGACAAUCGGAACACCCGUAUUUGAAGUUUGGCGAUGUCUUCGUGAUUAAAACCAAUGUGGCUGGCACAGCAAUUGGAGGGAAACAGAGUGAAACUCAAAUCCAUGAAUUGAUAAUCAUAGGGAAUCUGUAGUACUCUGGGUCAAUAAAUUGUGUGAACAUGACCAAUCAAGUCAUUAACAACCCCUAUUCGCAUCAAUAGAAGUGUUUUUUUACAAUUCGGAAUCCGAGAACUAUCAUGAGUGAUCAGAGUUACGUUUGUUACGGUCAGCGCAUAGUGUUGGUUCACUCUAAGUCAGAGUAGAGUGUGAUGAUCAAUUUGGAUGUGCCAUCACAAGAACGAGGAUCUUUUUAAGUCAAUUUGCAAUCCCAAAUUGGUCAUCAGAACAUAUUGAGAAUCAUGCCAUAUUCGAGUGCAAACAAAAUCGGAGACAAGAUCCAAUACAAUGAUCAGUUGCUGUUUCAAUAGGACUCCAAUAGAUAGUAUUAUCUGAAAUUGGAGAAGGAUGAAUCACGAUACUCAAGCAACAAGUUCAUUGACAUCAAUGCAAGUGAUAGGCCUGACUGUUUCCAUUUGCACAAGGUCAAGAGUCAUUAGAAUAAUAUUAUCCAAAUCAUCAAUCAACAGUAUAUGAUAGCCAUUGGAACCAGCGAGAAAUAACUGCAGUAAUUCAUAAUCAACAAAAAUGCCAUCAUCAACAAUUUCAAUAAUGAUCAGUAACAACAACAACAGGAGACCUUCUCUCUGAGAACCCUAGAUCUCAACAAGUAUUUGAUGCAGGAUUACGAAGUACAAUCGAGCAAUCUCCUAAAUUCAUAUACAUACUUUGAAAUACAACCUCUAUUCCCAUUUACAGAACAACAAGCUGGUCCUAAUGCUUGUAAAUUAAAAUCCUUAUUUACGUAGUAAUAUUUGUCAGUAGAUCCCAAUGAUGAAAAGAGACUCAAAUUGACAGCAGGCUAUAUGCAGGAUGAUUAUAGCAUCUUCUACUUCAAUCCUGAAUCUACAGAGCAACAAGAAUCCAAUGAACAAAUCGUCAGCAUUCAAAGUUCUCUAGGAACAUACUUGAUGCUGACUUAGAAUGGAAAAUUCCAAUUUCAACCUCUCCCCAAUGAUCAGACACCCCAGCUAUUCUCAAUCAAAUAGAUCGACCCUGCAUCUUCUGUCAUUUUGGAGGAUCUCAAUGAAAUUCAUAUGAGAAUCCUGAACUUCCAUGUGUAUUUGCAAUAAUGGUCCAUCUUGUCAGAUAAGAAGAAAUAGAAUGAAGACAUUUUUGUAUUCGAUUACUUGAAAUCCUUGUCUCUAAAAGGACAGUUGGAACAGGAGGUUUAUCAUUUGUAAUUGCAAUUGGAAGCCUUGAACAAUCACUUGUCUAACAAAGCAAAUCAAUAUGAAAUGAACAACAAUGUCCAAACUAGCUAUCAAUAGAAGCAAAAGUUAUUGAGAGAAUAGAAGAUCUUGGAGUUGCUAUUCUCCUUAUUGAAAUUGAUUGACAACAUUGUCUUCACCUAAUAGAAAGUGUUUAGAGAGAAGGAGUAGAGCCGAUUGUAUAAGACAGAAAGACGUCUGCCAUCGCAAUAGACAGCUUCUUAUGUGGCAUUCAAAGCUUUGGCAUCCAUUCCUGUUCACAUUUACAAGAUCAUCCUCUUGUCCAUCAAAAACAAUCAGAGCAAUCGCAAAAUAGCCUUGGAUAAUGACGAAUUCUUGUGUAAAUAAAUUCGAAGUUAUGGACCCCAUGUUUCAGCCAUUCUGAGGGAAGCAGUAAAAGACCAACCAAACAUCGAUUUGACGGAUUGGGUUCGCCUAUUAGAACCAUUGGAGGAAGUAGGGAAUAACAUCUAUGACAUGACUAUUUAUCUUAAGGUAAUAUCAAUAGCAAUGGUGGAUUCCAGCAAUCAAGGGAUCUUUCGAUAUCAAAACAAAGUUUGUAAGGAACUAUUCUCUUAAGGAAAGAAUGGCAAGACCAAAUUCUUAUGUCAAUUUAAUGUUCUCCUCGAUAAGCCUACAUUUAAUUUAUAUCGAGAGGAACCCUUGGCCGAUUUCCUAUUAAAGAAUCCUUCCUUAAAUCAAUUGCAUUUGAUAAGGCCUUCUGAAAAUAAUGAGAUGGAGUUGUUUUCACUUGAAGAGUUGGGAGAGAAAAUCUUGGUCAAGAAAUCGUUGUUGCAGUUCUUAAGUUAUUUGACUGCUUCAGUGAACUUAUUGGCUUAGUUAUGCAAGGGCAGAAAUAAGAAAUGUAUGAAGAAGGUGUAAUUUUUGGGGAUAACUUCGAAUCAUAUUUAGAAUGUAAUUAAAUCAACCUAGAUUCCUUUGUCAAUGAAAAACAGUUAUCUCAAAUUAUAUGAAGUCCUGUACAUAGAUAUUGAUCCCUUUUUGCCAAUCUACUCUCAAACCUGUUUCAUUUGGGGUUAGCUGUAGAUGGAAAAGGAUAAAAAGAUAGCUCAAAUUUUCAAUCAUUAUGUUGAGGCAGUGGAAGUGGGCAAAUUGACUAAGGAAUUCGAAGAGAAGAUGUUGCCUCUCCUUUUAGAGUUACUGACUUAGGGCAAUAGUUUCUAGGAAGGUCUGAUCAAAGUGAAGAAAAAGAAGAUGCAUAUAAGAUUGCCUUCUCUAAGUGGAAAUUAGGUAUAAACAGAGAAGGUUGAGUAGAAGAGCAAGAUUUCGUAAAAGAUUAAGUUUUUGACUACUCUUUAUCAUCUGGUUUACAAGAUAAUAUAAUUGGGAUACCUUACGGAGGAGUAGAUUUGUUCGAUUGUAAAGCCAAUGUUGUAAAUCUUUGUGCCAUUUUUAUCACAAAGAGAGAAACAAGCCUUGGAAGUGAAGGAGAAUUGGUUGAAUGAAUUGAUAGCUUCUGCGAAGUCAUUAUAACAAUAGAGUUUGGUUGAUUUGAUAGAUGAACUAUUUUCAAAUGCUGGUUUGCUGAUGAAGUAGUAUUUCACAAUCCAGUUGAAUGUGCAAAUUCAAGAAUUCUUAAGACAUUUCUAGAGGUCCUAUCAAACCUAUUGUUUAUAAUCGCUGGAGAAGUUGAUAGCUGAAGUUAGAGAGAUCAUUAUGCGAAUGCAAUUAGGAUAGAAUAAGAACUUGGUGUUAGGGUAUUUGUUGGGAUUCUAUUGUUCCAAUUAUUUAUUCUAGAGUAAGGGUUUUAGGUUGUGUCAGGAAGCCUUGAAUUAGGGAGUCAAUUAACAGUGGAUCUCAUAAUUGAGACAAGCUGAGAUCAUUUUAGAUGGAGAUGAAUUAGAGUUGUAUUAGUAAUUGACUGGUAAUUCUUUGGUUGGAUAAAUCUUCUCUCCUAUUCGAUUGGAAGUUCAGAUAUAACAAUUAGAGGAUUCUCAGAAGAAGAAUUCAGAAGGAGGAGGGAAACAAAAAGAUGAAAAGAAUUGGGAAAUUGACAAUCAAUUAAACAAAUUGAUCAAUCGAAUUAAGGAAAUAAAAAUGGAUUCAUUUAAAUUAACAAAAACAUAGAAUAUUCUAAGAAAUCUAGGAGUUCAUAAAUAAAUUUUGAGAUUGAUUAAGGCAUAACGUGAAUAGAGUGAUACUCAACAAAUCUCAAUUAAAUUCUUAUGUUUAUUUCUAUUGAAUAAUAAACUCAAUUGUUCAGAAAUCCAGGAGGACCUAUUUACAAUCAUUUAAUUAGCAUCUAGCAAUCUAAAGGUAUCCAAAUUGAUUGGAGUCUUCUGUUAAAGUCUCAAUGAUUAGUGGAGUGUUCUUCAGUAAUUAAUCAAAUCCAUUUUUGCCACUAUGCAUGAACACAAAGGAACUUGUUAACAAUUCUAUAAGGCUUUGUUAUCCAUUCUACAGAAUAGAUAACUCUCUUUUGAUCGUAUGAAUGCUUUAAAAAGAGAAAUUCUGAGCAACCUAUUCAAAAUCCCUAGUUAUAUCAAUGACCUAUAAUAUUAUAAGCAAUUAAAUGAUGUAAAGAACAAGAAGGAAGAGUAACUGUUUUAUGGGAUGGAAUUUCAGAUUUUCUCAGCUUCAAAUGCGUUGACAGCUCAAGUCAUUAAGGAUUAUACUUUGGGAAUUCAAUAGAUCCAAGGCAUUUUAUUUACUGAACAAAUUAAUUAGAUGAUUCACAAUCCAGCCAUAUCUUAUUUAAUUAAAUCUGAGUUAAUCAAAUUGGUUUACAUAACUCAGAUUCAAUAGAUACCAACAUUUACCAUGUCAGAUAUGAGAGAACUGUUAAUUAUGCUAUUGAAUGAUCUCUUGGCAUACCCAAAAUAUCUAGAUGGAUUAUUAAAAUAGUGUGAGACCAACACUGAAGAAGACAAGGAGAAAAUAACAAAGGAUAAGUUGUAAGUAGACAUGAUCAAACAGAAGAUGUUUUAGGAUACUGAAGAAAAGAAAAAGAAUUUAUUAGCCACAACUCCAGGUAUGCCCAAUCAAACAAAUGCGGCUCAAUAACAAGUCCAAUAAAUGAAUGAAUAAAAGAGGAUUGUUUUUGAUAAUACUGAAUAUUGGAAAUACUUCCUCAAGAUUUCUAAUUGGUAGAAUAUUCAAUUUGGAGUUCUCAUGUUGUUGCAAUAACUAUUUUUAGAGGUAUAAUAUCGCAAAUGGAAUAUAUCAGAAACCUAAUCGAAUUAAUAGAUACUCUAAAUUGAACAAAUGAAUCAAAUUACUGAAGAUUCCCUCUAUGAACCAUUGGCUUUAAUCAAAUUGAUACUAGAAAAUAUUAGACAAACCUUGAAUCUAAUUGAAAAUACUUUGCAAUAUCCAAAAUAUAGAGUGUACUUGGCAUAACUAUAACAUUAUAUAUCCAAAUGUCUUAUGCAAUGUCCCUUAGAAUCCAAUUUAAAGAAUUUCAAAACCAUCAAGUAUGCCUAAGAAUAUAAGACUCAGAGGGCUAUCAAGACCUAAAUCAAAGAAUACAAAUAGAAGGCAUUGCCUAAACCAUCUCAGGAAGAGUUAAAGUAAAACUUAAACUAAUUUUACGAAAAGCUAAGAUGUUAUAUGAUGGAAAAGCAUCUCACAAUAAAUGAAAUGAUGGAUAAAAUCAGAGGGGAAUUUCAAUUUCACACAGAAUUACUAAUCUCUGAGGGUCAAUAUAGUGUCAACACUCCAGAUAAAUUAAUAGGUAAGGAUAAAUUUUGCAACUUGUUCAAUCAGAUCUUGGAAGAACACUUCUAGCAAUUGAUCUAAAUUAAAUUAUCGAAAACAUUACCAGACAUUAGUCAGUAUCUAACCUAUGAGGACGCUUCAAAAUAUUAUGAAUCCUAUAUGUAAUUAAGAGAUUCCACCAAAAACCUGCUAGAUAUAAAUAAGUUCUUCUAGAAACUUAUGAACUAUUUCGAUAGUCAAAAAAUCAAAUACAAUAAAGUUGAACUUAAGGAAUUGUAAAAAAAGAAGAUAUAAUAGAAGAAUUAUCAACAAGAAUCGCUGUUCAUACAACAAACCUAUGGCUAGUUCAUUUAUCAGUAUGAGUUGCUGAUAAAUCCAGACAAUCCAUACAAUUUUUAUAGACUCGAUAAAGCCUUAUUUAAUGAUAUUUAGGAGCAAUUCCUUUUGAAGUUGUCUAAUGAUGAUGAAGUUAUUUACAUAUUUUCUAGAUUACUAAAGGAAGAGGCUAUCUAAUAAAAAUAAUUAGCUUUGAACAUUAUUUAUGAAUGCUUACAAAGAGAGUAGAGUAUUAUUGAAAAAGAUCGACUCUUGCAUUUUUGUAUCAAACAAAUACCUUUUCUGAUGAUGUACUUAGAGGAGAGCGAUAAUGAAUACACGAUUAAGAGCAUUAAGAAAGUUAAAAAAACUCUGUUUAUUUUUGAACAAAUCUAAAGGAUGAACAAACAACAAUUAGCCACUGUCAUCUAGAAUGACUGCUGGUUGUAGUUUAAUAAAUUUAUAUCUCGCACAUUCAAUUAAGUUGAUAGAUUAUUUAGUUUGGAGUAGCAUAUCAAAUAGAGUGCAUCAAGCAAUGACAAUCGUCUAUUCAUAAGCAAGACUGAUCUAAGCAAUGAGAAGAAUUAAUUACUUGGACAGUUCUUUAAAAUUAUUGCUUCUAUUUUGAGACUCAUAGGUAAACUCAUCCAAUGCACAGAUGUCACUUCUCAAUUCGGAGAUUCUGCAAAUCAGUCCUCUCUAACUGAGGAAGUAUUAUAUUUUACUACCAAUUACUUUAAUUAUAUCAAUAGGUCAUAAUUAACUCAUAUAUGCACAGAAACUGAUAUAUUAACACUAUAUACGGAAUCAUUCAGAUGCUUAAAUAAUUUUUGUGAAGGAAAUCCUCAAAACUAAAAUUUAAUAUUUAAUCACAAACCCUUAAUCUAAAUAAUAUAAUUCGUUAUCACCACUCCAAAGUAUGAUAUUUUGGCUGAUAAUUUAUAAGACAAUAAUUAUCGAACCUUAUUUAAAGCAACUAUAAAACUACUUUUAUUAGUUUAAUUGGAUUUACACCAAAGUUACACUGAAUUGAAUUUUUAGAUUCUUUUUGAAAAGCUAUUGACCAUUUAUGACACCUUUGCUCCUAGGCUUUAGAUUAUAAUUCAAGGGUAGAAAUGUACUCAUGUAGAUAACAUUAAUUGCACUUAUCUAAAAUGCCAAUAUGAUUUAAUUGCCCCAGGAGAAUUUGAAGUAUUUACCAUCUGCUUUGAUUUGAUUAUACUGUUUAACAUCCUGUGUGAGAAGAUUGACAAGGUGGGGAAGGGUGAAAUAAAAAGGGAUUAUUGGCAAGCACUCAAAGAUAGAGUGAUUUAAGAUCAGAUACAUGAUUUAACAUUGAAUUAGAAAUAAAAUAUCAAUUUCUUAAGAAUCUAUUUGAGCAUGAAAUAAUUUGUCAAGUAACAACCAUUUGAUGACAAAAGGAGAGAACUGUUGAGAGAGUACUUAUAAUCAAAUGAUUCUGUUAUAACUUCAUUAGAAAUCAAGGAGCACAAGCAAAAACAAAAAAUAAAUGUAAAAAAGAAAUCUACAAGUGUUAAAUCCCCUAUCAUCCUCAACAAAUAAUAAUCUCUGUUAGGUGAUAUGGCUAGUCCAAAAAGUAAGUUGAAAGAAAGCAUUUACAAGAUUACAAAUAAAAAAUUAUAGGUGAAACAAACCUUAGAAGAGGCUAUUCCGUUUAAGAAAUUCGAAGAACAGGAUAUGGUAAUUGAAACCCAUGGAAAAAGAGGAAGUAAGAUGGAAUAAAAAUUAGAAGAAAUAGCAAUUAAUUGGUUGGAAGGAGCUUAACAAAACAAUUAGAGGGAUAUUAUUAAGUAAAACAUGUGUAUGAAAAUGGCAGAGGCUAUUAAUUUUUUUAGUAAGUAUGUUGGAUAAAUAUAAAUUAAAAGAAAUGAUGAAACAAAGUUACAGUACUUUGUUUUACCAUUUUAAUCAUCAUUUCUAUUAAAAUAAACUACAAAAAAGGCUAAAAUGCUCAGAAUGAGAAGAGGUAGAUAUGAGUAAUUAAAAACAAUGUCAGACUAUUUUUAAAAGGAAGUCAUUUUUAGACAACAUAUAUCGAUGUAUCCAAAAUUAAAUUGGUUUUCAAUUAAUAUUCAUCUCAUUAAGUCAUUUAAUUAUUUACUUGUUUUAACUUUAAAUAUAUGUUAUUUAGCUGAUUUAGAAAGACAAUCUGAAUCAUAUUCAUUUAAAAAUCAAAUAGUUCAAAUCAUUGUGAUAAUUUUAACUAUUAUUUUAGUACUCUUAUCAUUAUUUGUAUUGAUAAUAGAGAUCAUUAAUUAAUAGCCAUACAUAGCAUUUAGAGUUAACUUUUAUAGAGAACAGAACUAUGAAGACGAUUCUCUUGGAUUCAAAGGCAGCGAUAAUUUAAAUUACAUUUACCAGAAUUUAUAAAGACUUAAGAAGACCAAUCAAAAAAAGAAGAUAAAAAUGCAUUAGUACUUCACCCAAAAUAGAAUUUUGGCUUAAAUAACUAAUGUUACAUUUUUGUAUCAUUUAUGUUAUUUGGUUUUGGCAGCACUAUCAUUUUUGGCAUCACCAUUUAUUUCCUUAUUACUUUUCGACGUAGUUCCAAGAGUGAAAGGCUUAAAAAAAGUAUUGGAAUCUGUUUUUGUAAAUAUUGGCAAGAUCAUACUCAUUUUGUAUUUAGCAUUAGUAGUAAUCCAUUGUUAUGCCUUCUUGGCAUUUUUAGUAGAGGAUAUUUCAGUGUUUCAGGAAGAUUAAAGUAUGGAACUUCCAUUCAUUACUAUUUUCUUGAGAUUCUUUGGAAAUGGAUUUAGAUUGUAGAAUGCUUUUAGUUAAGUUGAUGUUUAUCCUGAUCAAUAAUGGGGUAAUUAUAUAUUUUUGGUAUCCUUCUUUUUGGUUGUAUUUAUCAUUUGUUUCGCAUUAAUCAUAAGCAUAAUAACAGGACAAUAUUCCCAUAAAAACCUAUUGUCAAAAAAUCAGAAGAACAAAUCUUGUAAAAUUUGUAACAUAUCCUAUUACUAAUGUCGAGAGAAAAACAUAAGUUGGCAAGAACAUAUCGAGAAGGUUCACAAGUUGUCAGCAUAUUUAUUCUUUAUUAUAUGUUUGUAGUAGAAAUAGGAAUUAAAUUAUGUAGAAAGAGAAAUCGCAAAAAAGUUACUCGAAAAAGAUAUGUCAUGGUUGCCCACAAAUUGA